This is a messenger RNA of Phascolarctos cinereus (koala), 1937 nucleotides long. It is a transcript of the gene ATPAF1, whose product is annotated as ATP synthase mitochondrial F1 complex assembly factor 1. The record is from RefSeq and is a predicted model, not a curated record. Lineage: Eukaryota; Metazoa; Chordata; Mammalia; Diprotodontia; Phascolarctidae. Gene Ontology annotation, cellular component: mitochondrion. Gene Ontology annotation, biological process: mitochondrial proton-transporting ATP synthase complex assembly.
AUGGAGGGGCACGGGACGGCUGCGGCGGAAGCGGCGGCGGCGGAAGCAACAGUGGGGGCGGGUGCAGAGGUGGAGUGCGAGGUGGAAGAAGCUAUGGCGGCGCCCAUAGCGGCCAUGGCGGCGGGGGGCGCGGGCCCAGCCGUGCUGCAGGUGGCUGGCCUCUACCGGGGCCUGUGCGCCGUGCGCAGUCGCGCUCUGGGCCCGGGCCUCGGCCUGGGGCUUGUGGGGACCGAGCAGCUGCGGCUUUUCUCCGUGCGCCGUGGCGCCGGGAGCAGCGAGGCCGAGCUGGAGAGCAACCCCUACUAUGACAAGUACCGGGAAAAGAUCCAGCAACUGCGCAGGUCUGAUCCCGCUGCCUUCGAGUCCCGCCUGGAGAAGCGGGAUGAGCUGCGGAAGCGGCCGGUAGGACACUCCAAGCAAGCCGACUUUAUCAAGUGUGUGGAGCAGCAGACGGAUGCCCUGGGGAAACAGUCUUCGAAGAGAGGAUUCACUAAAGGCAAGACUCUCAGCUCAAUCUUCAACCUCGAGAUGGUGAAAGAUAAAAGUGGAGAAGAGAUCCAGCAGAUUUGGCAGCAGUAUUUCGCAACAAAAGAUACCAUCUACGCUGUUAUCCCUGCAGAGAAGUUUGACUUGAUCUGGAGCCGGGCCCAGAAUUGUCCAUCUUUCCUGUGUGCACUCCCAAGGAGGGCAGGUUACGAGUUCUUUGUGGGACAGUGGUCAGGGUUCGAGCUCCACUUCACUGCCCUCAUAAACAUCCAGACUCGAGGGGAGGCAGCGUCGAGCCAGCUCGUUCUAUACCACUUCCCCGAGCUCAAGGAGGAGAAGGGCAUCGUGCUCAUGACAGCAGAAAUGGACUCCACUUUUCUGAAAAUCCCUGAGGCUCAGUGCAUCGCCAACCAGGUGCAGCUCUUCUAUGCCACUGACCGCCAGGAGACUUAUGGCUUGGUAGAGACCUUUAACCUGCGACCCAGCGAGUUCAAAUACAUGUCCGUCAUCGCAGAACUGGAGCAGAGUGGGCUGGCAGCUGCACUGAGACCCUCACGAGGACCAGACAAAGCCUAGAGCUGGGGCCGUUGCACUGAUGGUGGUGGUCAGUCCUGGAAAGGGCCCAGGGAGCCAUCAUAAACACACACACAUCGACGUGCACACGUACACACGCGCUGGACUCCUUUUGUGCGCUCCCCAGGAUGUUCUUGUGGGGAGGGGGAUUCCAGAGUUUGUGCUUGGUGCUGGGUCUUCAGAUCUCCCAGGGUGAGGUCUUACGAGAAUUCUCUUUUGGCCUCCUUAGGCUGUCCUUGAGAAGUGAGUGGAAGCCAGGUCAGCGCCGCUCGACAGGACAGUUGGCUUAACAUCGUUAACAUAUUGCAGCAUCAAAAUGUGACACUGUAGUUGCAUGCCAGUGGUUUUGACGUUACAGCCCCAAAGUGAUGGCAUUGUCAUUUAUGUGAGGUUUGGCAGAGGGGACACUGGCCUGCCCACCGUGGCCUCGUGUGUGGCUUUCCCACGUGUGGCACACUUGAGCAGACCAGGCACAGGCAUCUCCCACGGGGGCUGCCCAUGUCAUCCAGAAGUAUCCACAUGGUUUAGUUGGAACUGUGCCGGACUGGCCCGGGUGCCCCUCUUGUGACCUCCAGGGCUGGCACUUGGUGGAGACAGCAGGCAGCAUCCCCCCAGGUAGUUAUGAUGCCCCCGAGAGGAAACCAGAGUGUGCUCCUUCUUCUCACCUGCCCUUUAGAAACACUCUCCAGGCCAUGUGUGCGUAGAAGGGGUGAAUCAGUACAGUCUGAACAGAGACAUAGAUAUAAAAAUGGGCGCCCAGUCCUGAAUCUCAGGGUGGUGGUCCCCAGCUUGGAGCCCCAUAGGUGUUAGCAUAUGAACAGCAGGGCAUGACUUCCUGAGUGAGCAAUAAAACCGCUUCUGGCUCUCCAGCCUUCUUA